Messenger RNA from Hibiscus syriacus, 1936 nucleotides. RefSeq lists its product as uncharacterized. Gene Ontology annotation, molecular function: protein kinase binding. The record is from RefSeq and is a predicted model, not a curated record. Bases 14 to 1909 code for a protein of 631 amino acids. Gene Ontology annotation, cellular component: cytoplasm. The transcript has 4 exons. Lineage: Eukaryota; Viridiplantae; Streptophyta; Magnoliopsida; Malvales; Malvaceae.
GCCUUUUCCUCAAAUGGCAAAAUUGAAUUGUUUCUCUUUAUUAAUCUGGAACAAAAAGAAAGAUAAGGAUGGAUCUUCAAAUGCUGGUAAACAUAAGGAAGGGAUUAGGACUCUCCAAAUCAAGCUCGAACAACUGUUGCGGCCUUUCGACAGCGAUGAUUCGAAAUUGACAACUUUUGCCGUCCCUAUACCGGUUGGUUUACGGGAGGAUUCUGUUUGGAAUGUCAAGUUAGUCCCCCAGGGGAGCCCUAUUAGAACUGAAGUGGCAGAGGUAACUUACGAAGCUGAAGAUGAACAUGAAGAACAUGCAUCAAUCAAGAGAGAAUUCUCGGCGAUUGAUCCACAAUACGAAGAAUUCGAUUUCAAAACCAAAAUAUUGGCUUCUCCUGAUUCACUUCAAGCUGAAAAAGAUGUUGAAAAAGCUGUUGAAAUGAUAGAGAGUGGACAUAUCAGUGAUCCAGGGAUCAGCAGGGCUGAGUUCCGGGCUCCUCCGAAGCUUAAACGAUCAUGCUCAAAUUUAGAGGCUCGGUAUAUUCAAAGAAAGGUGGAUAAAUCCAUCGAAGAAUCGCAAGGGUUGCCUUCGAGUCCGGCUUCUGCAAUGACUCAUUGCAGUGCUGAUAGAGUAAUGUUGAAAAAACAUUCUUCUAGUCAAGUUCUGCCUUCGAGAAGCAGAAGGUUAUGGUGGAAAUUGUUCCUAUGGAGCCACCGAAACUUGCACAAACUUUGGACAACGAAACCGGCACGGCAUCUUACCAUCUCAGCUACUUCAAACCAGCAUGGUGGGUACUCUUCGGAUACAGUUGAGGUACAUCAAGCAAUGAAACUAAGCAGAAUGGAAUCACCUGGAUCAUUUACUGGAGAGUCCUUGAAUAAAGAUUUUAGUGGUCAUUUUGAUGACAACACGAGCUGGAAUGGUUUUCAUAAUGGACUAGUUUCUGGUUUAUGGCCCCAGAAACAAUGGGUUGCCUUCCCUGCUACGCCAUCUUCAAUGUCGAGAGUCGACAAGUGGGUGACAGAUCUCGAAAUCGGAACUGCUCAGCCUUCUGAUGAUGUGAAUGGUGAAGAGGGUGCAAUUUUUCCUCCUCGUAAUGAUAAAUCACCAGGAAGAAACACAGCCCACACGCAUCACCGUUCGGAUACCGAUCUCUCUGAGUCGAUUCUGCAUGCCGAUAAUGUCAUUCAGACUCUCAAUUCCUACUCAACUGUUGCUCACAUUUCAGGAGUAUGUUUGAAAGCCAUUCCAAUCAUCACAGGCUUCACCAGACUUCGAUCUGUCAAUUUAUCAAAUAACUCCAUAGGCCAUAUCACUCCAGGAUCACUGCCAAAGAGCCUUCACUCACUCAACUUGUCAAGAAACAAGAUCAACUCCAUCGAAGGACUUCGAGAUCUAAGGCGAUUACGAGUCUUGGACCUCAGUUAUAACCGCAUUGCUCGAAUCGGACAUGGGUUAUCAAACUGCACCUUGAUCAAAGAACUAUACCUAGUGGGGAACAAGAUCGGCGAUCUCGAAGGCCUACAUAGGCUGUUGAAGUUAACAGUCUUAGACGUGAGUUUCAACAAGAUAACAACAACGAAAGCACCGGGUCAGCUCGUUGCAAACUACAACUCAUUGCAAGCACUAAACCUAUUGGGAAAUCCGAUUCAAAGCAACAUUAGCGACGAUCAACUGCGCAAGGCGGUUGUUAGCUUACUCCCUAAGCUCACGUACCUGAACAAACAGCCCAUUAAGCCACAGAGGGGAAGGGAAGUGGUGAGUGAUAGCCUUUCCAAAGCUGCUUUAGGGAGUGGCAAUUGGAGCCCUCGAAGGAAAACCACAAAGAGGGGUAGCCAUGGUGGAUCAACAUCGAAGAGUCCAAAUCGCCAUCACUUGUCUUUGAUGUCACCUGCUCAUGCUUCUCCCUCCCGUUAGAUAUUUUUACUCGAGAAUAGAGACGGA